This is a messenger RNA of Chrysoperla carnea, 927 nucleotides long. Its product is annotated as trypsin-1-like. Gene Ontology annotation, biological process: proteolysis. NCBI's taxonomy places the organism in Eukaryota, Metazoa, Arthropoda, Insecta, Neuroptera, Chrysopidae. The transcript has 5 exons. The coding region runs from base 1 to 927 and encodes 308 amino acids. Gene Ontology annotation, molecular function: serine-type endopeptidase activity. The record is from RefSeq and is a predicted model, not a curated record.
AUGUAUCGCUUUAUAUUAAUGUUAAAUAUUUGUUUCCAUUUCAUAAAAGCAGAAAAUAAUAUCAUUGUUUUAAAAAAUUCAUCCGUGCCAAUUUACAAUCGAGAUGGAAAUCAAAGUCCACUUGAGUAUGAGAUUCCUUGCGGUAUUCGACAUGGGUAUGAAGAUAAUCGAAUAGUAGGUGGCGUUCCAGCUACAUAUGGUGAAUUUCCUUGGCUAGUUUCCUUGCAAUUAUUUAUGGGUAACAUGUCUAAACAUAUAUGUGGUGGGGCUAUUGUUCAUUCAAAUUGGAUAUUAACGGCUGCACACUGCGUAGCCAAUGUUCCAAAAAAUAGCAUACGAAUUGUGGCUGGUGAUUAUAAACUUUAUGAAUUAGAUGGAACGGAACAAGUACGAACAGUAGCACGUGUGAUUACUCACAGUUUUGAAUUGGCGAAUUUUACGCACGAUAUAGCUUUGUUAAAACUAUCAAGACCUUUAGAACUUGACUCAAAAUAUGUUGCUCCAAUUUGUGUACCGAACAAUUACGAUGAAUUUAAAGGGGUUGGAACAAUUUCAGGUUGGGGAAAACCAACAGAAUUAGGCGCAGUUACAAACAUUUUACGCCAAGUAAAUAUACCUUUUAUAGAUUCAAAAUAUUGUCGAGACACAUUUGCACGUGAGGGCUUAGAGAGUUUCUUUAACGGAUGUCAACUUUGUGCUGGAUUACGAAAAGGAGGUCGUGAUUCUUGUCAGGGUGACUCUGGAGGCCCGUUAAUUUGUAAAAAUGAAAAAGAUGGUCGUUAUUAUAUUUGUGGAAUAGUCAGUUGGGGUAUUGGAUGUGCACGGCCGAAAUAUCCUGGUGUUUACACAAAAGUUUCCUGUUACAGUGAUUGGAUCGCAAGGAUUAUUUACAAUAAGAAUAAUAUUUUGGAUGGCUAUCCAAAUUAA